Neurospora crassa OR74A is the source of this 700-nucleotide messenger RNA. RefSeq lists its product as hypothetical. Bases 1 to 351 code for a protein of 116 amino acids. The record is from RefSeq and is a predicted model, not a curated record. The transcript has 3 exons. NCBI's taxonomy places the organism in Eukaryota, Fungi, Ascomycota, Sordariomycetes, Sordariales, Sordariaceae.
AUGGACAGAUGGCCCGUCAAGCGAGACGGCAAGGACGGGCGGUUAGCAAGUCAUCAGUUUUCAGAACUAUGUAAAGAACCAGAGCCAAAAACAAGGAAGUUCUAUGGCGAUGAUGGUUGCUUGUUUGAUGUCGAUAUUUCUAUGGCUGACGGUCGAUGGCGUCCUGGCGGCGCGGCGACGGCAAGGUUCAAGGCUUCAAAUGCCACCACCACCACAGGCGAUGUGUGUAUUAUUAUGAGUCCCUGCUACUCCUUCGGGAGGAAGGUGCUCGGUUUCGCAACCCCCCAACCCUUUUUGUUUUCCUCCAUUGUCCCUAUCUCUGAAGGGCACUGCAAUGAGGGUAACAAUUGAUGGCACUUGUCGUCUCUCUCUUUUUCACUCCAUGUAUAUUCAUCCUUUACUUCGUUCUCCUUUUGAGAAUUUUUCUUUCCUUUCCCUUCCCACAUUCCCGCCCCUCUCUCCCUCCCUCUCUCUCUUCCCCCAAUCUCCAAACCCCAUGGAAACCUCCGGCGCGCCGCUCGCACCUUCCCAGGUCCCCCACCUCCCGACCUCCGCCCUUCCUAUCUCCGCCGGCCCUAAGUCCCGGUCAUCGGUGGCCGGGGUUAGGGAUGGGGAGGCAAGGGGGGUUCUCGGAUUUUUUUUUUGGUGAGGGAGGGGAAAGCCGAAGGCUGGAUCACUAGUGUAAUCGGCAAAAGAACCG